Corythoichthys intestinalis (scribbled pipefish) is the source of this 2765-nucleotide messenger RNA. RefSeq names its product tumor protein p63 (gene tp63). NCBI's taxonomy places the organism in Eukaryota, Metazoa, Chordata, Actinopteri, Syngnathiformes, Syngnathidae. Gene Ontology annotation, biological process: apoptotic process; protein tetramerization; regulation of transcription by RNA polymerase II. Gene Ontology annotation, cellular component: nucleus. The record is from RefSeq and is a predicted model, not a curated record. Gene Ontology annotation, molecular function: protein binding; RNA polymerase II cis-regulatory region sequence-specific DNA binding; DNA-binding transcription factor activity, RNA polymerase II-specific. Bases 122 to 2098 code for a protein of 658 amino acids. The transcript has 14 exons.
GCACUUUAUUAAUGCUGAUGAUUUCUAUUUAUAGUGAUAUUUUCAAGUAGGUUUCACCCUUUCCUCGGUCUUAAUGCGGUGCUAGUACUUUUUAGUACCUUUGUCCAUCUGGCAUGACAACAUGAAUUCACCCUACGCGGCCGUGCAGUACUACCCCGAUUUUGCCUUUCACCGACUGAGGGAGCGCCGGGACGGCCCCUUCCUCGCCACCUCGUCCCACGGUCCGGCCACACCAACUGCUGAGAUUUUCAGCCAGGACGUCUUCAACCAGCUAUUCGACAUGCUUGACCACUCCUCCAUACAUUCAGUGUUCGGCGAGGGUCCACCUCACGUCUCGACGGGGAAUACCAUUCAAAUCAGCAUGGACUGCAUCACCAUGCACGAGCCUGACGACGCGCUAGCUUCCCAGUACACCAACCUGGGCCUGUUGAACAGCAUGGAUCAGAACAUCCAGAACGGAGGCUCAACGUCCACCAGCCCGUACAACCCAGAACACAACCAGAACGGUGUGACGGCGCCGUCGCCCUACGCCCAGCCCAGCUCCACCUUCGACACCCUGUCGCCCUCACCUGCCAUCCCGUCCAACACUGACUAUGCCGGACCACACACCUUCGACGUGUCCUUCCAGCAGUCCAGCACGGCCAAGUCCGCCACCUGGACGUACUCCACAGAACUGAAAAAGCUGUACUGCCAGAUCGCCAAGACGUGUCCCAUCCAGAUCAAAGUUCUUACCACUCCGCCGCAGGGCGCCGUCAUCCGCGCCAUGCCCGUCUACAAGAAGGCGGAGCACGUCACCGAGGUGGUGAAGCGCUGCCCCAACCACGAGCUCAGCCGCGAGUUCAACGACGGUCAGAUCGCACCUCCGAGUCACCUGAUUCGCGUGGAGGGUAACAGCCACGCCCAGUACGUGGAGGACUCUAUCACAGGGAGGCAGAGCGUGCUUGUGCCGUACGAGCCGCCUCAGGUGGGCACAGAGUUCACUACCAUCUUGUACAACUUCAUGUGCAACUCCAGUUGCGUGGGUGGCAUGAACCGGCGACCCAUCCUCAUCAUUGUCACUCUAGAAACCAGAGACGGGCAAGUUCUGGGCCGCCGCUGUUUUGAAGCUCGAAUCUGCGCUUGUCCCGGCCGCGACCGCAAGGCGGACGAGGACAGCAUCCGCAAGCAACACAUUACAGAUGCCUCAAAGAGCAGUGAGGGUACGAAGCGCCCUUUCCGACAGGUGUCUCACGGUAUCCAAAUGUCGGCAAUCAAGAAACGAAGAUCCACGGACGAGGAAGUGUUCUGUUUGCCUAUCAAAGGACGCGAAAUCUACGAGAUUCUGGUGAAGAUCAAAGAGUCUCUGGAGCUUAUGCAGUUUUUGCCGCAACACACGAUCGAGUCGUACCGGCAGCAGCAGCAGAACCUACUGCAGAAACAGACGUCAAUGGCACCCCAGCCCACGUACGGCUCAAGCUCGCCCCCCCACGGCAAAGUCAACAAGCUGCCAUCGGUCAGUCAACUGAUCAACCCGCAGCAGCGCAACACGCUGACCCCGUCCGCCAUGACUGCAGGACUCACCGACAUGACUCCCAUGAUGGGCACUCACAUCCCCAUGAGCGCUGACAUGAGUUCACUGAGCCCCACUCACGCCCUGCAGCCCCAGCUGCCCCUGGUGCCCUCCUCGCACUGUACGCCCCCUCCUCCGUACCCCAUGGACAGCAGCAUCUCCAGCUUCCUCAUUCGUCUGGGCUGCGCAGGCUGCUUGGAUUACUUCACAGCACAGGGUCUAAGCAACAUCUACCAGAUUGAGAACUAUAACAUGGAGGACCUGUCGCGGCUCAAGAUCCCCGCCGAGUACCAGCACGCCAUUUGGAAAGGCAUUCUGGAGCAUCGGCAGGCUAUGGACUUCUCCCCCCCACCCCACAUCGUACGCACCACCAGCGGGGCAUCCGCAGUCAGCUCGUCCGAGGCACGCGGCGAACGCGUCAUCGAUGCCGUGCGCUUCACCCUGCGCCAGACCAUUUCCUUCCCGCAGCGCGACGACUGGUCCGACUUCUCCUUCGAUCUGGAUUCGCGCCGCAACAAGCAGCAGCGCAUCAAGGAGGAAGGAGAGUAGAAGCGGAACAAUCCCAAACGCCCGGAACAUUUCCCAUUUUUCUUUUUAAGAGACGUGCACUUAUUUUUUUAUCCUGUGGCACGCUUCUGAUUUCUUGAGAGCACUUAAGAAAUGUUAAAAGUGUUUUUAAAAAAUGCAUUUCCAAGUCCUGAUUGUACAUUUCAAAUACUUUCUCCCUAUAUUUAGCCGGUAUGGCGCCACCUAUAGGCGCCAAGUGUUGUUGUACAGGAAAAGGAGCAUCAUUUCAAUUUCAAGUGUUACCCAUUCCUACUGUAUGUUGUAUUUGGUUGCGGAUUUUUAUGUGGAAUUCAUGUAUGUACAUGUUGUAUAGUUUUUUUCUUGGACAUGAGGAAAUAAAAAGUUUGAAAUUGAGAAAAAAUAUAUAGCAGCAUUUUCCUAGUUUUUGUACAAUUUUUUCACUGUAAAUAUGUUGAGGCUAUUUUGAUAUAAAUCAAAAAUAAAUAUCCAACUUUCUUGACUACUUUUGUGUUUUGUCUCAUUUAGAACUCUAGUGCUGCAACGAUUAAUCAAUUAACUCAAGCAAUUCGAUUACAAAAAAGCUGCAUCGAGGAUUUGUUUAGUUUGAGUAACGUUGUAAUGGUUUGUUUUCAAAGUGUUGCAUUUAGUUUUAUUGAUUUGAGUGGAUACAACAGUGAAUAUGCCGUAA